AUUUCAAUUUACAAUAUGAUCAAGAAAAUAUACAACCGAAGAGAGUGAAAGACUGAUGUUGAUGUAGAGGGGGUGGGGUGGGGGGUGACUAAGUGAGAAAGUUGAGUACCUCUAUAAGAGACAUUAAAUAGCAGAGGUACAUGUGAGGUUGAACAUCUUUUUCCACUUUUUACAAUUUUCAGCAGCUGAAAGGGCAAGAAGAUAGAACAGCAUGGCCCUACUCCUAUUAUCUUAAAAGCUUGUAAUAAAGCAAAAGCAAGAAAGUUAGCCUAAUGGAUUAGAAAAAGCAAGCAGUGCAAAGCAGCAAAGGUGAUAUAGAAAAGCAAGAAACUCCCCACCUUCUCCUAAAAGGUUAAAAAAACACUCCCAAUUGGAAGAGAAGAUGAUGAUGAUCAGAAGCCAAGAAAAUCCCAGAAAUAAGUCCUUUGGUAUCUCCGAUGAUCACAUUAUCCCUACUUCUAUAUGUCCAACCUGGAAACUGUACGAGAACCCCUUCUAUAAUUUACAAAACCAACCUCACAACCCCACAAUUCCACAUCAAGAAGAAACCAACCACACUCCACUCAAAAGUCACAACAAUAAGCAAAUUCAUCGUCUAAACCUCCCCAUAUCUGCUAGGAAAAUUGCAGCAUCCUUUUGGGAUCUUACCUUUAUUAGACCAUUCAUGGAUUCUGAGCUUGAAAUGGCUCGAGCCCAAAUCGCUGAAUUGAAGUCCAAGUUAGAACAUGAGCGAAAGGCACGUAAGAAGUUGGAAUCAAUGAACAAGAAGAUUGCAAGAGAGUUGUCUGAAGAGAGAAAAGGGAGAGAAGCAUUGGAGCGAGUCUGCGAAGAACUUGCCAAUCAUAUAUCGAUGGAUAGAGAAGAGAUCAAUCGAUUGAGGAAAGAAAUGGAAGAAGAGAGGAAAAUGCUGAGAAUGGCUGAGGUUAUGAGAGAAGAGAGAGUCCAAAUGAAGCUUAAUGAUGCCAAAUAUUUAUUGGAAGAAAAGUUGUUAGAAUUGGAAGAAACCAAGAAAAUGUUGCCAUCUAAUGCCAAGACUGAAGCCAAAAAUCAAGAAGACAUGAACCAUAAUAUCUCAUCAGCUGCAUGUGAUCAACGAACAGAGAAAAGGUGUGAAAUAGCUGAUCACAAGUCCAUUUGCAACAGUGCAAGUGAGGGAAACAGUGCUUCUUUUAAUUACCAAUUGACGUUUCAUAGAAGAAACCAAUCACCAGAGCCUGAAAAUCCUCACAUCAAACGAGGGAUCAAAGGAUUUGUGGAAUUUCCAAAGGUGGUCCGAGCCAUUAGUUCUAAAAGCAGACAUUGGGGUACAAAGUUGGAGUGUCAAAAGGCUCAGCUAAGGAUAUUACUGAAACAGAAGUGUCCUAUCCGAUCCAAUGGUCUUAUAACAAGCUGAUGGCUUAAAGUUUGUAACUUUUAGAGUCACAUUCUGUAUGGCUCAAUCCAAGAAUAUUACUGAAACUGAAGAGUCCAAUCCAAUCCAAUCCAAUGGACUUGUAACAAGCUACUAAUAGCUUAAGUUUGUAACUUUGGUGUGCCAUUUGUUUUUUCUUCUUCAAGUCUUGAUUGAAUUUUCUCUUAGGCCUACAGCGAGAAUCUGCUGUUUUCAUCAUGAUAUACUAUGAGUUUUUUGUGAUUUUGUUAUAAUGUAAAUGUAAAAUCCUAUGGAGUAUGAUCUAUAAUUCACUUUGAAGCUA
This is a messenger RNA of Nicotiana tabacum (common tobacco), 1694 nucleotides long. RefSeq names its product protein BRANCHLESS TRICHOME-like. The record is from RefSeq and is a predicted model, not a curated record. Lineage: Eukaryota; Viridiplantae; Streptophyta; Magnoliopsida; Solanales; Solanaceae.